Sorex fumeus (smoky shrew) is the source of this 681-nucleotide messenger RNA. It is a transcript of the gene OCIAD2, whose product is annotated as OCIA domain containing 2. Gene Ontology annotation, cellular component: mitochondrial inner membrane. The record is from RefSeq and is a predicted model, not a curated record. The transcript is spliced from 6 exons. The coding region runs from base 71 to 538 and encodes 155 amino acids. Lineage: Eukaryota; Metazoa; Chordata; Mammalia; Eulipotyphla; Soricidae.
CUGCUUUUCUUAGACACCAGAGCUAGGAGAAAGCCGCGGACACUCAAGUGGAAGAGAAGUUGGCAUCACCAUGGCUUCAGUGUCUACUCAUGAAAGCCAAGAGAAAGGUCCCCAUGUGCCACCACCACCAAGCAAGCAGAGCCUGCUGUUCUGCCCGAAGUCCAAACUACACAUUCACAGGGCAGAGAUUUUAAAGAUAGUCCGCGAAUGCCAAGAGGAGAGUUUCUGGAAGCGAGCUCUGCCUCUUUCUCUUGUGAGCAUGCUUGUGACCCAAGGAUUAGUCCACCAAGGUUACUUAGCAGCUAAUCCAAGAUUUGGAUCAUUGCCUAAAGUUGCACUUGCUGGUAUCCUGGGGUUUGGCCUGGGAAAAGCAUCUUACAUCCGAGUGUGCCAGAAGAAAUUCCAUUUGUUUGAAGACCAGCUUCGUGGAGCUGGUUUUGGUCCCCAGCAUAACAGGCACUGCCUACUUACCUGUGAAGAAUGCAAAAUUAAGCGAGCAUUAAGUGAGAACAGCAGUUCCCAGCCAUCGGCUUCCUAAACUCCCAUCUAUGGCUUUUGAAGUUUCUGCAACCUCUGAAUUUGUAUGCAAUUAAAAUCUCAAGUGUACUUUAAAAUGUAGUGUAGUGGAGCAUAAACAUUGCCAUCCUCCCACCUUGCUGAAAUACUUUCUAUGGAGCACUU